Messenger RNA from Acomys russatus (golden spiny mouse), 1260 nucleotides. RefSeq names its product olfactory receptor 2B6-like. The coding region runs from base 1 to 1260 and encodes 419 amino acids. NCBI's taxonomy places the organism in Eukaryota, Metazoa, Chordata, Mammalia, Rodentia, Muridae. Gene Ontology annotation, biological process: G protein-coupled receptor signaling pathway. Gene Ontology annotation, cellular component: membrane. The transcript has 3 exons. The record is from RefSeq and is a predicted model, not a curated record. Gene Ontology annotation, molecular function: olfactory receptor activity; G protein-coupled receptor activity.
AUGAGUCUGGCGAAUGAGAGCGUCUCGCAGGAGUUCAUUCUCCUAGGGUUUUCGGAUCGGCCAUGGCUGGAGCUGCCCCUCUUCGUGGUGUUUCUAGUGUCCUAUGUCUUGACCAUCUUUGGGAAUAUGAUGAUAAUUCUUGUAUCCCGCCUGGAUUCCAAGCUCCACACCCCCAUGUACUUUUUCCUCACUAACCUGUCUCUGCUGGACCUGUGCUACACCACAAGCACGGUCCCCCAGAUGCUCGUCAACAUAUGCAGCAUCCGGAAGGUGAUCAGCUAUGGCGGCUGCGUGGCCCAGCUUUUCAUUUUCCUGGCCUUGGGUUCAACGGAAUGUCUCCUCUUGGGCGUCAUGUCCUUUGACAGAUUUGUAGCCAUCUGUCAGCCUCUCCAUUACUCAGUCAUCAUGCACCAAAGGCGCUGCCUCCAGUUGGCCGCUGCGUGUUGGAUCAGUGGCUUCAGCAACUCAGUAUUGCAGUCGACGUGGACCCUUCAGAUGCCACUGUGUGGUCACAAGGAAGUAGAUCACUUCUUCUGCGAAGUCCCUGCCCUGCUCAAGUUGUCCUGUGUGGAUACCACAGCCAACGAAGCAGAGCUGUUCUUCAUCAGUGUGCUCUUUCUUUUAAUACCCGUGACUCUCAUCCUCAUAUCAUAUGCUUUUAUUGUCAAGGCAGUGUUGAGAAUAAGGUCGGCUGAAGGUCGGCGAAAGGCAUUUGGGACAUGUGGCUCCCACCUAAUUGUGGUGAUACUUUUUUAUGGUACUGCCAUCUACAUGUAUCUGCAGCCACCGUCCCCUGCCUCCAAGGACAGAGGCAAAAUGGUGUCUCUCUUCUACGGGAUCAUCACACCCAUGCUGAACCCCCUCAUCUACACACUCAGGAACAAAGAGGUAAAGGGGGCGUUCAAGAGGUUGAUGAUGGGAAGCAAAGACAGGCGACCAACAGGGGGCAGCACCGAGUCCCACGUCGGAGCGUGCAACUCGGGAUUACUUACUCCCUUCCCUUUCUUUGCUCUGCUCUUCUGCGCCCACUCGAUUGUCUCUCGUCCUUCUCAUUCUCUUACUUUUCUUCAUUCUCCUGCUCACGUUCCUUCACGGCCUCCUUACUACCGUCCGCCUCCUCCCCCACCUCCUUUCCAGGCGGGUGUGGAAUCUUUCCACCCCGGAAGGGAGACUUUGAGUCCACAAGUCGGCGGCAAGUACCUGGGACACCCAGUGGUUGCAGUGAAUCAGGAAGAAGCAUUACCGAACGUUGUUCCGUAA